CUCCUGUUCUUAUUGAAUUUGUUUUCAAUUCUAGCUGGAUGAAAAAACCUCAAUCGUUUUGACUGACUUUAGAAUUUUGUAUUCCAUUGUUGUCUACUUUUAUCUAACCCUUUUUUGUUGUUGGAUCGUUAGGGUUUUGAUUAUGGAGGUCAAAGAGGAAGUUUAUAGUGAUGGAUCUUACGAAUUUGUCAAUUUGGAUGAUAUCUCUAGUAACACGGAUCGAUCCAGUGAUGGUUCUUACGACUUCCUUUCUUCUUCUGAAGAAGAAGCUUCAAACACUACACUUGUUAAUGAGGACAAUACACAAAUCAAAUCUUGUUCACUAGGUUUACCAAUAAAUGAGAAUUCAAAAUUCAAAGAUUCAACCAACUCUCAUGAUGAAGAAGAUGAUGAUGAUGAAGAAGAAGAUGAUGAGGAUGAUGAGAAUGAAGAAGAUAAAGAUGAAGAAGAUGAAGAAGAUGAUGAUGAUGAUGAUGAUGAUGAUGAUGAUGAUGAUGAUGAAGGUGGAGAAGAUGAAGAUGAUGAUGAGGAUGGAGAAGAUGAAGAAGAAAAAGAUGAAAAUGAUGAUAAAGAAGGAAUGAAGUUUCUUGCUAGUAACAAUAUGGUAACACUAACACCCAUGUCUUUUUUUUUGUAUAAAUCAUUUUAGUUUACUCAAUAAUCAUUAUCACUCAUAUUCAAAUUUACAGAAUCAAAACCAGAAGUUAGCUUGAUGCCUAAUUAUCAUAAGUUAAAAGAAGAAAUAACGAUACAAUACUUGGCAAAAACCUACAUCCUUCCUUACCUUCCAGCCAAAUCAUUAGUCGGGUGUAAACUUGUCUAUAAAGAAUGAGAUUCAUGGAUAUCAAGUCCAUUGUUCACCCAUACCCAAAGUCAAUUUAGUCAAACUUCAAGUAUCUUUGAAGACGAAUUUAGAUCAAUUUGUUUCACCUCCCUUGACCACUUCACUUAUGGGGUUCCUUUACCUUAUUUAAAUCUCCUCCCAAAAGAAGUUUCCAUAAAAAGCUCAUGCAAUGGGUUGCUUCUUUGCCAAGAUGAAAACGAAAAUUGCGUUUGUAACCUUGCAAACAAAGAGUCCAUCAAACUUUUCCAAAUUCUACUUACUACCAUAGCCAAGAAGCAAAAAUUGUGCUUGCUUUUGAACCUUAUCUUUUAAAUUUCCAACCAUCUUAUCACGUUAUAUGCCUGUUCUCUCUUCCUAAUGAAGAACCCAUUUUGUAUUUUGACAUUUAUGAUUCAAAUACAAAAUCCUGGAGGGUUUCUGAAGAAAUAUGUGUCGAUUUCAAUGAAUCUGAGGUGAAAAGCGAGGGUGUUUUUGUAAAUGGAGUUGUAACUGGGAAACGACAAGUGGCAAGUUGUUAGCCUUUGAUUUCAAGCAUGAAAUCUAUGGUGUUCAAAUACUCCCCGGAGGUGGUGCAUUGUCGAAGGUCCAUGGAGUGUUAUGUUAUGUCAAAGGACAUUAUCGUAAUUCUACCAAAAAGUUUGUGUUGGAUGUUUAUCAUGGUGGUCUUCGGUCAUUGAAAAAUACCAUGAGUUUUUUCGCUCCCAUUGAUGAUGUUAAAAAGGGUGACGAGGUUUAUUAUAGUGUUUUGGGUAAUUCAUGUGAUGAUGUUGUUGGUGUGAUUUUGAAGAAGUCGUGUGAAGAGUUGAAUCUUUUUGUUUAUCAUGUGAAAGAUGGAAAGGUGGAAGGCCUGUGGUUUAUCUCUAGUUCCGGUUUUAAUAAGUUGUUGCCUUAUGCUAAUAGCCUUGUCUCCAUUGCUUAAUGUUUUUUUUAAUUAGUAGUUAGUAGAUGACAGUUUUGCCCCUUGGUACAUAUGUUAUUACUUUGCUUUUUUUUUGAUGUUUGAUAUCGUUUUAAUUGACAUGGUAGUUUCUUGAGAUGUUUAAUCUUGAUUUUUUUGGGGGUUAAUUUGGUCUUUAGGUCAUUAUAUGAUCAUAUUUUGUUUGAAUUGUGAGGCGAGAGAAUGGUCCAUCUUUGUAGGAGGGGAAAGACACGGUUGACUUUUCUGAAUUGGGAAUAUCGCGAUGCUCUUUCUCUCUCCUCCCUUUCUUGAGUCCUUUCUUUAUUCUUCAUUCAGUUCUAGAUUUGCAUUGAGGAGGAAAAUCAAGAAAAAUACCACUACUACACAAUUAUUAGUAAAUAGAUUAUAGGGGUGGUGAAUUAAAAGUUACAGAUGAAGGUCUGAUUUUUCCGGCAGAGGGAUUCUAAUUCCGAGGGCCGGAAAAAGUUCAUCUUGACAUAUGGAACCGGCCCCAGAGGCUGCUCCGGCCCCCACAUCGCCACCACCUUCAGAUUAUUCACCACCACCCUCACCGCCUGAAGACAGUGGAGGAACUCCGCCGCCUGCCGCUCCUUUACAGCCGCCAUCAAACCCAACCUCGUCACGAAAGAAGCGACGUCCAUCAUCUACCUUCACCCCUCCUAACUUGUAUCCGCCACGUGGAAGUGCUUCUAACAGAGAUCCUGACAACAAAUUACCUAAAAAUUCUAACCGGAAAUCACCAUAUAAAUCAAAUGACUCUGAUUCAAAUUCAGAUUCUGUUGCCACCACCAGCAUCACAAUCGUCGCCGGAGUAGCUGCCGCCCUUGUGGUGCUUCUUGCUCUCGUUAUCGUUUGUCUGCUUUGUAAUCGGAAGAAGAAGAAACCUUAUUAUUUGGACGAUAGCCAUGAAAAACCUCCAGGAGUAGGCGGUGGUGGACUACACUACCAUGGCAAACCAGACCAUGUCGUCAAAUUCGGAGGUGGCCCCGGCGGCAGUAGUAAUUGGGGACAAUCACCACCGGUGAACACCGGCCGCGCGUCAUCGGGGGCAAGAAUGUCAGCGACAUCCGUCAUGUCUUUAGCUUUCAGGAGCCAAUUUUCAUACGACGAGCUAGCAGCCGCCACCGGAGGAUUCGCCGGAUACAACAUUUUAGGGCAGGGAGGUUUUGGGUAUGUUCAUAAAGGAGUGUUACCCAGCGGGCAAGAGGUGGCUGUAAAGAGCUUAAAAGCGGGCAGCGGACAAGGUGAACGGGAGUUUCAGGCGGAGGUGGAGAUCAUUAGCAGGGUCCACCACCGGUAUUUGGUUUCACUCGUCGGAUAUUGUAUUUGUGAUGCGGAGAGGAUUCUAGUCUACGAAUACGUUCCUAAUAAAACUUUGGACUUCCAUCUUCAUGGAAAGAGUCAACUUGUUCUAGAUUGGCAAACUAGAAUGCAUAUCGCGCUUGGAUCUGCCAAAGGACUUGCGUAUCUUCACGAAGAUUGCCAUCCUCGGAUCAUUCAUCGAGAUAUCAAAUCCGCUAACAUUCUACUUGACCAUGAGUAUGAGGCUAAGGUGGCUGAUUUUGGAUUGGCUAAACUAACAUCAGCUAACGACACACAUGUCUCAACUCGUGUAAUGGGGACUUUUGGGUACUUAGCUCCAGAGUAUGCUUCGAGUGGGAAGCUAACAGAUAAAUCAGAUGUUUUCUCAUUUGGGGUCAUGUUAUUGGAGAUAUUGACAGGAAGGAAACCGGUCGAUCCCUCGAACGAUUACAUAGACGACAGUCUUGUCGAAUGGGCGAAACCACUCAUCGCGAAGGCAUUGGAAGAUGGAGACUACAACGAGCUCGUGGAUCCACGUUUGAAAGGUAAUUACGAACAAAAAGAGAUGGCCCGCAUGGCUUCUUGUGCUGCAGCUGCAGUUCGACAUUCUGCUAGAAAGCGCCCUAAGAUGAGCCAGAUUGUACGAGCAUUGGAAGGGGAUGCAUCGUUGGAUAGCUUGAACGAGAAUACAACAAAAGGAGGGACACCAAUAAGCAAUGGUGAAACAAGAGUUUAUGACACAAAGGACUACAAUGAUGAUAUGAUGAAGUUUAGGAAGAUGGUGAUGUCGAGCCAAGAAUUUAAGAGCAACGAAUACAGUAGCAGAUCAAGUAUGAGCAACGAGACGAAUAAAUCGUGACCUUUUAGAGACAAAAAAUAUAAACUUAUGUAUAGGGCUAAGAAAUGUGUUGGAAAAUGUACCAUUGGAGGUUGGUUUUCCAAAAUAGACAUUAAUGAACCAUUUACACUAA
Lactuca sativa (garden lettuce) is the source of this 4036-nucleotide messenger RNA. The record is from RefSeq and is a predicted model, not a curated record. NCBI's taxonomy places the organism in Eukaryota, Viridiplantae, Streptophyta, Magnoliopsida, Asterales, Asteraceae.